Molecule: messenger RNA, 387 nt
Organism: Morchella importuna
Lineage: Eukaryota; Fungi; Ascomycota; Pezizomycetes; Pezizales; Morchellaceae
Exons: 2
Coding region: 1-387 (128 amino acids)
Source: RefSeq, a predicted model, not a curated record
AUGGCACUAGCUUGCAAGACCGCCGACCUCCUUGCCCUCGCCACCCACGCCCUAAACCACCUCACCUCACCCAACCAACACGCUCUCCUCACAGCCUCUGAGCGCAGGUCCGCUCUGCAGCAGCUCGUCGCGACCGCCGAAGGCGCAGCCAAGCUUGCCGAGGUCGCGCACGCGGAAACACUGCCUGUCGAUACCGAGAGGAUCCGCGCCGAGACGGAGAGACUGAGGGCGGAAGCGGCGAAGGUAGGGAAGGAGGUGGAGAGGGCGGUGGUGGAGACGGAGAGGCUCAAGGCCGAGGCGAUGGUGGUGAGGAGCGUGAAGAUGAGGAUUGAUGCGGAUACGGAGCGGAUGAGGGUGGAGGCGGAGGGGGGAGGAGUGGGGAGAUGA